CCUGCGCUUUGGUUGUGGCUUGCUUUUGUCACCUAUUAACUGGAUGUCCAGAGUAAAAGGCAUCGUUUAUUUCCACUGUCGUUUCAGAGCAUAAGUACAUUUUAAUAGUAUUAAGAUUUUCUUUGACAGUUUGCAACAGAUCAGUGUUUUGUUUUCUUUUCUGCAACAGUACAGCCUGUCGUAUCUGGAUCGAUAGACUGAACAGACACCUAAUUUGCCUGUGUCUGAUAUUGUGUCUGUUUUCGAACAUGAUAACUCGAUAUUAUUUGAAAAGAUUUUUUCGCUGAUUGCAACGGGACUCGUUCUCCUAACUAGCGAGUGGGUAUUCUGUCACAUCCGUGCGCUGCAGCUUACACACGAUUGACCGUGUUGGCGAGAGCAGUUCAGCCCAUUGAUGGAAUAUCGACAAAUCCAAAGCGGAGAGUGAAUCCAAGAUACAAUUUAACUGAAGGUGUUACUUUGCGUUCAUCAUUGCAAGACAGCAUCAAGGAUUUGCCGCAUACAUUCAGAGUUUGAACAAGUGCAGUGACCCAAGAUCCCAAACCCCAGAGAGAGAGAGAGAAAUAGGACCCUGGACGACUGGCGGCGUGGCUUCAAUUCACCCAGCUCUGAUGGUACCAACUCACCUGUGACACCAGCCAGAGGAUUCCCUUCAGCAUGUCUGGGCUCCAGAUGAGAGAAAUAGCAUGGCCACCUGGCACAGAAUGCAUAGCCAAGUACAACUUCCAGGGCACGACAGAGCAGGACCUGCCCUUUAGCAAAGGAGAUGUCCUAACCAUAAUUGGAGUUACUAAGGAUCCAAACUGGUACAAAGCCAAGAACAUCAUGGGGACGGAAGGCACCAUCCCUGCUAAUUAUGUUCAGAAAAGAGAGGGGGUGAAAUCAGGUGGCAAGCUCAGUCUCAUGCCGUGGUUCCAUGGUAAGAUCACUAGGGAGCAGGCGGAGCGGCUGCUGUACCCCCCGGAGACAGGGCUGUUCCUGGUGCGGGAGAGCACCAACUACCCUGGCGACUACACCCUCUGCGUCAGCUGCGAGGGCAAGGUGGAGCACUACCGCAUCAUCUACCACAACGGCAAGCUCACCAUCGAUGAGGAGGAGUACUUCGAGAACCUGAUGCAGCUCGUGGAGCAUUACACCAAAGAUGCUGAUGGCCUCUGCACCAGACUCAUCCGGCCAAAAUUAAUGGAGGGGACGGUAGCUGCCCAGGAUGAAUUCUCCAGAAGUGGCUGGGCACUGAACAGAAAGGAACUGAAGCUCCUCCAGACCAUAGGAAAAGGAGAGUUUGGAGAUGUGAUGGUGGGAGACUACAGGGGGACCAAAGUGGCGGUGAAGUGCAUCAAACACGACGCCACCGCCCAGGCCUUCAUCGCAGAGGCCUCCGUCAUGACGCAACUGCGACACAACAACUUAGUGCAGCUGCUGGGCGUGAUUGUGGAGGAGAAAGGCAGUCUCUAUAUUGUCACAGAGUACAUGGCCAAGGGCAGUCUAGUGGAUUACCUGCGAUCACGAGGUCGAACAGUGCUGGGCGGGGAAUGCCUGCUCAAGUUCUCCCUUGAUGUCUGUGAGGCCAUGGAGUACCUGGAGGCCAAUAAUUUCGUUCAUAGAGACCUGGCAGCUCGGAAUGUGCUGGUGUCUGACGACAACAUAGCCAAGGUCAGCGACUUUGGCCUGACAAAGGAGGCGUCCUCCACACAGGACACUGCCAAGCUGCCUGUCAAGUGGACCGCACCCGAGGCCCUGAGAGAGAAGAAGUUCUCCACCAAGUCGGACGUGUGGAGCUACGGCAUCCUUCUGUGGGAGAUCUACUCCUUUGGGCGCGUGCCUUACCCUCGAAUCCCUCUGAAGGAUGUGGUCCCGCGAGUGGAGAAGGGCUACAAGAUGGACGCCCCGGAUGGCUGCCCGCCUGUGGUGUACGACAUCAUGAAGCAGUGCUGGACCCUGGACCCCAUGAUGAGGCCCUCCUUCCAUGUGCUGAGAGAGAGGCUGCAGCAUAUCAGAGCCAAGGAGCUUUACCUGUGAGAGGAGAAGAGGAGAAAGAGAGAGAAAGAAAGAGAGGGGAGGCCUGCCUUUAUCAAACUGGGACCACACCCUGAGACCUGCACCAGCUUUCUGGGACUGUAACCCCCCCCCACCCACCCGUCUUUUCUAAAAUGAAGGAAGCCCACCCCAGUGUGUUGUAGAGCUUACCCUCGACUGCUGUCCUGUCUACUUCUUACCCCUCCUUCCCAUCCUCUCUGUCUCACUCUCACUUUCUCUGUCUCGCCCUCUCUCACUGUCUCACUCUCCAGGGGUGACAAGGCUGGAGGUAAGGCUGGCCUUCACCUCCACACCUUGUCCCCUCUGGAAAUAUCCCUACCCUGGCCUGGUCGUCGUCUAACGUGGCGCUGGUCCUGGCAGCAUGCUUGGCCCCAAGCCCACUGCACUAGUGGGUGUUGGUGAGGCCUUCGCUCUGAGCCAAAGUGCCUCCAGAAAUCAGAGCUCCUGUCUUGGCCUCCCGGCUAGCCUGCACUCUUCUCCAAGGACUAUUGUUUUUUAUUACUCCUUUUUUUAUGUUGUUUUUUAUUGUUAUUAUGUUUAUUUGCUUUCCAUCCUCUCCCACGAGUACAACCUUCUCCAUCUCACUCUUACCAAAAUGGAAACAAGAGAAACGGAACUUCCACAAGGACACAUAACAGUACACACAUGCUGCACAGUUGGUGUUACCAAGACCAAGGAAGAGGGCAAGGAAGAGGCCAUUCAGAAAACUGAUUCAAAACUAUG
Molecule: messenger RNA, 2760 nt
Organism: Megalops cyprinoides (Indo-Pacific tarpon)
Lineage: Eukaryota; Metazoa; Chordata; Actinopteri; Elopiformes; Megalopidae
Product: tyrosine-protein kinase CSK-like
Exons: 14
Coding region: 658-2019 (453 amino acids)
Biological process (GO): adherens junction organization; protein phosphorylation; regulation of Fc receptor mediated stimulatory signaling pathway
Molecular function (GO): ATP binding; protein tyrosine kinase activity; protein binding
Source: RefSeq, a predicted model, not a curated record